AUGUCUCACUCAAUCCACCCUCCAGAAAAGGUCUCCGUUGGUCAGCUCCAGGCUUCUCAAACCUCACAGUCUACACAGUCUAGCGCGAUGGAACGUCAACAUGAUGAAAAGAUCACCGACCGAGAAUCAGCCAGGGUUGACAUUCCGGAAUUUCCAUCUAUCGAUGAAAAGACCGUUCUUCGAAAGAUGGACAUUCGCUUAAUCCCCAUGCUGAGUAUUCUGUAUUUGCUUGCAUUUCUGGACCGCGGGAACAUUGGAAACGCCAAGAUCGAGGGGCUCUUGGACGAUUUACACAUGUCUGGGCCUCAGUAUAACUGGACCUUGACGGUUUUCUUCUUUACCUAUUGCGUCUUCGAGCUGCCCAGCAAUCUGCUUCUCAAGAAGCUAAGACCAUCGCGUUGGCUGCCACUGAUUAUGAUUGCUUGGGGCAUUGUCAUGACCCUGAUGGGGGUGGUCCAUAAUUACACAGGGCUGCUGGCGACUCGCCUCUUCCUGGGGAUAGCUGAGGCUGGGUUGUACCCUGGUGUUGCCUACUACAUCACCCUGUGGUAUCCACGACACCGGGCACAGUAUAGACAAGCAUUAUUCUUCAGCGCGGCAAGUAUUGCGGGGGCUUUCUCUGGUAUUUUGGCAUAUGGGAUCGCGAAGAUGGACGGAGUGGGCGGCUACGCCGGCUGGCGUUGGAUAUUCAUCUUAGAAGGACUGUUGACUGUCGUUGUUGCCCUUGUUGCGCCCUUUGCCAUUCACGACUGCCCUGAAACCGCCACUUUUUUAACUGAUGCCGAGCGCCAGUUUGUGAUCCACAGUCUAAGAACCCAACAUUCAUCCGAUUCACGGGAAAUGGUUCAAGACCAGACCAAAUUUCACUUUCGUUAUGUGAUUGAAGCAUUUACAGACUGGCAGAUAUACGCAGGGCUAUUUAUGUACUGGGGCAUCACUUGUCCUCUUUAUGGGAUCUCUCUUUUCCUUCCGUCCAUUAUCAAGGACUUGGGGUAUACAUCCUCCACGGCUCAGCUGCUGACUGUACCGAUUUACAUCGUGGCAGCGAUUGUCGCCGUGUUCGCGGCCUGGGUAUCCGAUCGCCGCAAGCAACGGUCUCCCUUCAUUUUGUUCUUUAUGGCCAUGAUAGCCAUUGGGUUUAUCAUCUGCCUGGCAUCAAGUGGUCGCGGAGUGCCUGGUGUCGUAUACUUUGGAGUCUUUGUGGCCGUCGUCGGAAUAUACCCUGCCUUUCCAGGGAAUGUGACAUGGGUCAGUGUCAAUCUAGCGGGUGACUAUAAACGAGCUGCUGGAAUGGCCAUUUACAUCGGGCUAGGAAACUUGGCGGGAGCAAUGGCAUCGAACUUUUAUCGCGCUCAGGAUGCACCACAAUACAUCCUUGGUCAUGCUCUCGAGCUGGCAUUUGUUGUCGUCGGCAUGAUUGCCACGGUUAUUAUGCGGUUCACCUACCAAUGUAUUAAUCGAAAGCGAGACAGUCUUGACUUGUCACAGUACUCCUCUGACCCAGACUCACUCGGCGAUCGCUCCCCUUUCUUUCGAUACAUGUUAUGA
Molecule: messenger RNA, 1548 nt
Organism: Penicillium alfredii
Lineage: Eukaryota; Fungi; Ascomycota; Eurotiomycetes; Eurotiales; Aspergillaceae
Product: allantoate permease family MFS transporter
Exons: 9
Coding region: 1-1548 (515 amino acids)
Biological process (GO): transmembrane transport
Cellular component (GO): membrane
Molecular function (GO): transmembrane transporter activity
Source: RefSeq, a predicted model, not a curated record